AUGUCUUGGGCCACGUCGUCACCGGGUAUGGCUAUCAGCCAAGAGCCUGAAGGAGCGGACAAAGAUACGACAGUUGGAGAUGGGCCUGCGAAGAAGACCAAAGUGGUUGUUGUUGGUUUGGGUAUGGUUGGUAUUGCCUUCAUUGAGAAACUCCUCAAGCUCGAUGCCAAACGAGGAGAGUACGAGGUCGUGGUCAUCGGCGAAGAACCUCACCUGGCCUACAAUAGAGUUGGAUUGACCAGCUUCUUUCAGCAUCGGAAGGUCGAGAACCUCUACUUGAAUCCAGAGGAUUGGUAUGGCAACCAUCCUGCCGGCGCUCUCAACUACCACCUCAACACCCUGGCAACGGAGAUCAAGCGCGAUGAAAAAGUGGUCAUUACUUCCGAUGGAAAGUCCGUAUCCUACGACAUCUUGGUCCUGGCCACGGGGUCAGACGCCGUCCUCCCUCGUCACACGCCUGGCCACGAUGCCAAAGGUGUCUUUGUGUACCGGACGAUAGAAGAUUUGCAAAAGCUUAUUGAGUUCUCAGCUACCGUCAAGGGGACGAAUGGCGCAGUUGUAGGAGGCGGCCUGCUUGGCCUCGAAGCCGCCAAGGCUAUGAUGGAUCUGGAAGAAUUCGGCCAAGUCAAGCUCAUUGAGCGCAACAGAUGGGUUCUCUCUCGACAAUUGGACGCAGAUGCUGGGAACAUGGUCGUCAAUCUUGUUCGCACCCUCGGUCUGGACGUCAUGCUCAGCAAACGAGUCGGCAAGAUCCUCACAACUGACGACAACCACGUCCGCGGUGUGGUGUUUGAGGAUGGCGAAGAGAUGGAGUGCUCGUGCAUCAUGUUCGCCAUCGGCAUCAAAGCGCGCGAUGACUUAGCCAGGAGAGCUGGUAUCAAGUGCGCCGAUCGAGGUGGCGGGGUUGUUAUCGACAACGACCUGAGGACCAGUGAUCCGAGUAUCUACGCCGUUGGAGAAUGUGCGAGCUGGGAGAAUCAGACUUUUGGCCUCAUUGCGCCAGGCAUCGAGCAAGCUGAUGUUUUGUCUUUCAAUCUUACGCAAGCCAAGCUUCACACACCAAGGACAUUCAAAAGACCAGAUUUGAGUACGAAAUUGAAGCUGCUGGGAGUCGAAGUGGCCAGUUUUGGUGACUUCUUCGCUGAUCGGGACGGGCCCAAGGACCUCCCCGUCCGUCGUCACGCAAAGAAGGGCACGAAAGAAGGCGAGCAGGUUGCCAAGAUCCCGUCCGCAGAUACAGUCAAAGCUCUCACCUACAAAGACCCCUUCCAGGCUGUUUACAAGAAGUAUCUCUUCACCACCGAUGGCAAGUAUCUCCUCGGCGGCAUGAUGAUUGGCGACACGAAAGACUACGUCAAACUCGUACCUAUGGUUAAAAACAAGAAAGCACUGGACGUGCCACCAUCGCAGUUCAUCGUUGGCGCCUCCAAGGGCGACGACGAGGGCGCUGACGACCUGGACGACGACACACAGAUCUGCUCUUGCCACAAUGUCAGCAAAGGCGACGUGGCCAGCCAGGUCAAGAAUGGUAAGUGCAAGUCCAUUGGCGAUGUCAAAUCGUGCACCAAAGCCGGUACUGGCUGCGGAGGCUGCAUGCCGUUGGUGCAGUCGAUCUUCAACCAGACGAUGAAGGACAUGGGCGAGACGGUACUCAAUCAUCUGUGCCCGCACUUCAAGUACUCGAGAGCCGAUCUGUACAACAUCAUUUACGUGAAGAAGCUACAGUCGCUGGGUGAAGUGAUGCGUGAGGUGGGCACCGACCCUGAGAGCGCCGGCUGUGAAGCCUGCAAGCCAGCGAUCGGAUCAAUUCUUGCGGGCAUGUACAACAAACAUAUCCUGGAGAAGCCGCUGCAUGGACUUCAGGACACGAACGACAAAUACCUCGCCAACAUCCAGCGUAACGGCACCUUCUCGGUUAUACCGCGAGUUGCAGGUGGUGAGAUCACGCCGGAUAAGCUGAUCGUGAUUGGGCAGGUGGCGAGGAAGUACGGCCUGUACACCAAGAUUACAGGCGGACAGCGGAUCGACAUGUUCGGGGCCAAGAAGCAGGAUUUGCUAGACAUCUGGACCGAGCUGGUUGCAGGCGGCCUCGAGUCAGGACACGCAUACGCAAAGUCACUCCGGACCGUCAAGUCGUGUGUCGGCACUACGUGGUGUCGGUUUGGCAUCGGCGACUCGGUGGGUCUCGCGAUCCGCUUGGAGGAGCGCUACAAGUCCAUCCGAUCACCCCACAAGAUCAAAGGUGGCGUGUCUGGUUGCGUGAGAGAGUGCGCUGAGGCCCAGAACAAGGACUUUGGCUGCAUCGCGACGGAAAAAGGGUUCAAUAUCUUUGUGGGUGGCAAUGGUGGCAUAACACCCCGUCACUCGGAGAUUUUGGCCAAGGAUGUGCCGCCUGAUGAUGUGAUCCCCAUUCUCGACAGAUACUUAAUGUUCUACAUCCGCACGGCUGACAAGCUACAACGCACGGCGCGCUGGGUUGAGAAUCUCCCUGGGGGCAUCAAGUACCUACGCGAGGUUAUCCUUGAGGACAAGUUGGGAAUCUGUGCUGAGCUCGAGAAGCAGAUGCAAGAGCUGAUCGGCACAUUCUUCUGCGAGUGGACCGAGACCAUCAACGACCCGGAGAAGCGUAAAGCGUUCCAGCAAUUCGCCAACACGAACGAGAAUCGCGAGCCCGCUGUUGAAAAGGUUGAAGAGCGAGGUCAGAGUAGACCGGCUUACUGGGCCAAGGACAGCGUCCAUAACGACUUCAAGGGCACGCGGUGGACGUCGCUUACCUGGCAGCCAAUGGUCGAGGCGAGUCGUUUCGCCGACGUCGAGACUGGGUCUUCCACAACACUCAUUCGCGGCGACACACAGCUGGCGGUCUUCAAGUUGAAGGGCAAGUACUACGCCACGCAGCAGAUGUGUCCACACAAGCGUACCUUCGGCAUGUCCGACGGUCUCAUUGGCGAGGUCGACGGCGGAGGUGCUGGUUGCGACAAGAAAUUGUACGUCAGCUGCCCGUACCACAAGCGAAACUUCCAGAUCAAUGGCGAGGUGGACUAUGAGAGCAAAGACAAGGGUGCGGGCUCAUGUUCGAACGACGCGUCCAUGUCAAUGGCGGUUUUCCCAGCGGAGGAGCGUGAGGAUGGGCUGGUAUACUUGAAGCUACCGCCUGUGCAGGAGCUUGAUGCUGUGCUGGGCACCAGCAAGUGGGUGGUCAAGAAAGAGGAGAGUACGGACCCGUUCACGAGUGUGGACAGGAAGCUGGGCCUCAAGAAAGGUCUCCGGGCUGGCAAAACAAUUGGAUCCAUGACAGACAGUGGGAAGACGGUGCAGGUCAAUGCGGCGCCUCGGAUAGAUUGGUAG
Messenger RNA from Cyphellophora europaea CBS 101466, 3348 nucleotides. Its product is annotated as nitrite reductase [NAD(P)H], large subunit. NCBI's taxonomy places the organism in Eukaryota, Fungi, Ascomycota, Eurotiomycetes, Chaetothyriales, Cyphellophoraceae. The coding region runs from base 1 to 3348 and encodes 1115 amino acids. The transcript is spliced from 2 exons. Gene Ontology annotation, molecular function: heme binding; 2 iron, 2 sulfur cluster binding; nitrite reductase [NAD(P)H] activity. The record is from RefSeq and is a predicted model, not a curated record.